Messenger RNA from Rodentolepis nana, 741 nucleotides. The record is from the annotation of a GenBank genome assembly. NCBI's taxonomy places the organism in Eukaryota, Metazoa, Platyhelminthes, Cestoda, Cyclophyllidea, Hymenolepididae.
AUGAUAGUGAAACCAUUUUCAUUACUUGAUUCCGAUGUCAAAAUUGGUCUUAUCUGCCUUAACACCGAUCCGAGAAAAGUAACUACUAUGUUUACAACACUCUUUGAAAAGUCUUUAUUUACUAUAUUCGUGGAUGGAUUCGCUAACCACAUUCAUGAUAGCCAAUUUAAGGAUUCGCAUUUACCCAACAUGGUUAGUGGUGAUUUUGAUUCCAUUCGACCCGAAGUGAAGGAGUUCUAUGAAAGUAAAAAUACUAUUCAAGUCGUUACGACUCCUGACCAAGAUGAGACUGAUUUUACCAAAGCUAUCUUACUUAUGGUUGAAAGUUCAAAAUGUAAAUUAGACUACGUAGUUGGUCUUUACGGAAGUGGUGGUCGCCUGGACCAUGAAAUGGGAAUUAUGAAAUCAUUAUACAUUGCUAAAACGCUUUCAAAAUUUCCAGUCAUCCUUGUCACUGAAUCCUCCAUCUCCUGUCUGCUUGAUGAGGGAGAUAAUUGCAUUAUCAUGGACUCCUUUCCCACCUACCAAUACUGUGGUUUAAUUCCGCUGGGUAAGCCCGUUAGAACAUCAACGUGCGGUCUGCAAUGGAACUUAGAUGAUGAAUACCUAGACUUCGAAGGUAUUGUGUCAACAUCUAAUCGUAAUACCACAUCGACUGUCAGGGUUCACUGCGAUGGUCCCCUCCUGUGGACUGUUUCCAACCCCUUUACUAAAAUUCUUAAGGUCGCGGAGUUUCCCUAA